Messenger RNA from Scophthalmus maximus (turbot), 1410 nucleotides. RefSeq names its product tissue factor. The transcript is spliced from 7 exons. The record is from RefSeq and is a predicted model, not a curated record. Gene Ontology annotation, biological process: blood coagulation. Lineage: Eukaryota; Metazoa; Chordata; Actinopteri; Pleuronectiformes; Scophthalmidae. Gene Ontology annotation, molecular function: protein binding. Gene Ontology annotation, cellular component: membrane. Bases 164 to 1033 code for a protein of 289 amino acids.
UCUUUCCCCCCAAUUCGCAGCUCCCACACUCUGAACAUAAAGCACACGCAGUCUGAGCGGCUUCGUUCCGGAGGAACAUCUGAUCUAUCUGAUCUUGUCUUGGUGUGAGAUUGUUUUAACAAGAUCGAGGAGCGAAGGAGAAAGGAUCUGGGGUUUUACUAACAUGGCAUCUCUGAGAACUGUGCUUUAUCUGAGAGUCUGGCUGUCUGCUUGGAUCAUCACAACAGCAGAGGACAACUUUGUGCCCAGAGCAGAGAAUGUUCACUGGUUUUCUCUGGACUUUAAAACCACCCUCAACUGGACUACCAAAUCAUCUAACUACACAUACACAGUCCUGUACUCUUGGGAUGACAGUGACUGGAUUGAGUGUCUUUACUGCAGCCAAUUGAUAGAGUCGGUAUGUGAUUUGACCAACUGCCUCAAACCCUUCGACAGGAUUUACAGUGCUGACGUCAAAACAGAACCUGCCAGCAUGAACCAUAACUAUGACCCAGAGGAGUUACCUCACACUUAUUCUGGAAACUUCAACCCCUACAUAGAAAGUAACAUCAGUGCUGUUAAAAUUACUGUGCAGGCUGUAGAUGAAAGGACAGUGACUGUCAACAUCACAGAUCCUCUGACCAGUAUCCAUCAGGAUGGGAAGCAGCUCAGCAUUAGAGAUGUUCUCAAAAAUGACCUCAUGUACAAGAUCAGCUACUACAAGUCUGGAAGCACAGGCAAGAGAGACAUCAUAUCUGAAUCCAGUAUGGCAGAGGUGUCACAGCUGGAUGCAGGACAAAAAUACUGCUUCAUGGUAGCAGCUUACAUCCCUUCCAGACCCAAAUCCACCCAGCAGGGAGCCUGGAGCGAACAGCGGUGUACAACUGGACAAGAGGAUGUCCUGCAAGAAUUAAGUCUUGGAGCGUGGGUUGGUGCAGUCUUCAUCUUACUCACAAUCCUAAUCAUCGUGGUUACAGUGACGGUACUCUGCUGCAGAUGCUGCCAACGAAGAAACAAAAUGCUCCACACAUCUCAGUCAUCGGCACCUGUUUAGGGUGUGUAUCUAGGCAUUUUUCAAAAACAAGGAGGUGGUCAUCUCUCCUCCCUUUUUCUUGGAAAACAUUUUACAUUCCUAUAUUCUUUUAUUCCACUGUAUUGUAGUAAUUAUUUACCGUUUUUUUUAUUUACAUUAAAAGUGAAGCUACAUAUUGCGCUGAGGAAUCAAUAAGAAUUCUGCUUUUCAGGUAAUAAUACCAUUUCAGCACCACCUCUGUAUUUCUGCCAUUUGUCCCAUGCUUUCGAAAGGACUAUAAAAUGGCAUGAGAAGGUGAAAGCCUUAGUGGAUGUAUAUGAUCUCCGCCUUUCUAGGCCUGUUGUUUGUAUCUUUUGUUGAUCAAAAGGCUGUAAAAGCAAUAAAAUACUAAAAAUUAA